CAUGAUAUUUCCAAAGUGGUAAUCAAAUAUCUUUCGUUGUUUGUUAGUUGCUGCCAGAAUGAACGUCCAGCCUUCAAACCCGAAUAACCCAAUUGUAUUUUUUGAUGUGACAAUUGGGGGCCAGGAGGUUGGAAGGAUGAAAAUUGAGUUGUUUGCUGAUGUGGUUCCGAAGACUGCUGAGAACUUUCGGCAGUUCUGCACUGGAGAGUUCAGGAAGGACGGUGUACCGAUCGGAUACAAAGGCUGCACAUUCCACAGAGUGAUCAAGGACUUCAUGAUUCAAGGAGGUGACUUUGUUAACGGGGACGGCACAGGUGUCUGCAGUAUAUACAGGGGUCCAUUUGGAGAUGAAAACUUUAAACUGAAGCACUCUGCCCCUGGUCUUCUGUCUAUGGCAAACAGUGGCCCAGGGACAAACGGAUGCCAGUUCUUCAUCACAUGCACAAAAUGUGACUGGUUGGAUGGGAAACACGUUGUUUUCGGGAAAGUGGUGGAUGGUUUGCUUGUCAUGAGGAAAAUUGAGAAUGUGCCGACUGGACCCAAUAACAAGCCUAAGCUACCCAUUGUCAUUGCCCAGUGCGGAGAAAUGUGAUUUAACUACUCAAAUCUAUGUUGCCUGCCCCUUUUAUAUUAAAAAUGAUCAGCACAAUACCUUUUUAACUGUAGUUGUCUUUCCUGUUCUUUUUUAACCGUUAAUUCUGGCUUUGUUCUCCUCUGUAUUUCGUACAGCAGGUAUGUGUUUAACAGUACUCACAUAUGCAUCGCUGUUUUUUGUUCAGUGAACUUCCAUCUGACAGAGCUUCUGUUAGAUAACAUGUCUAAAGACAGUGCCUCUGAAUAAAAUGAUAGAUGUUUAGUCUGUAUACACUGUGUACUCAGAUUCCUCCUCUUCCUCUCUGAUAUUCUUGAUUCUGCAGUAUAGAAGGUAUAGAAGGUUUUGUCUGUAUAAUUACAAUUUGCAGUAGUGUAAGCAGUGACUUUACCAUACAGACUAAGUGCAGGUAAUUUUGGCACUGCUUACAACCUUUGUCUGGAAACUUUGUUGUUCCUUCACAUUUUACUGGGCGUCAAUCAGAGACAUGGCUGGGAUACCACAGAGUGUUACAGCGCCUAUUCAGAAAGGUCACUGCAGAUACUUCCAGAGGUGGAUGUGCUCAGAAAACAUUUCUCAAGGAGUGUACUCUCAAAAUAAAUAAACAAA
Molecule: messenger RNA, 1201 nt
Organism: Chanos chanos (milkfish)
Lineage: Eukaryota; Metazoa; Chordata; Actinopteri; Gonorynchiformes; Chanidae
Gene: ppih
Product: peptidylprolyl isomerase H (cyclophilin H)
Exons: 9
Coding region: 59-592 (177 amino acids)
Biological process (GO): protein peptidyl-prolyl isomerization; protein folding
Cellular component (GO): intracellular membrane-bounded organelle; cytoplasm
Molecular function (GO): cyclosporin A binding; peptidyl-prolyl cis-trans isomerase activity
Source: RefSeq, a predicted model, not a curated record